AUGGGAAGACCUCCGUGUUGCGAUAAAUCGAACGUGAAAAGAGGUCCAUGGACACCCGAAGAAGAUGCUAAGAUUCUUGCUUAUGUGGCGAGCCAUGGAAUCGGAAACUGGACAUUAGUUCCUCAGAAAGCAGGUCUUAACAGAUGUGGAAAGAGCUGUCGAUUGAGGUGGACUAAUUAUCUUCGGCCGGAUCUCAAGCACGAUAAUUUUACGCCCGAGGAAGAAGAAUGCAUUCUCGAGCUGCACAAAGCCAUCGGUAGCAGAUGGUCCUUAAUAGCCAAAAGGCUGCCAGGGAGAACAGAUAACGAUGUAAAGAACUACUGGAACACUAAGCUAAAGAAAAAGCUUACUAAAAUGGGAAUUGAUCCAGUGACUCACAAGCCAUUUUCUCAGCUUUUCGCCGAAUAUGGAAAAAUAAGUGGCUUCCCGAUCGGGACCAGAAACAAAAACCCGUUUUUCCAAAAUCGCGACAUUUUGCGAAAAACAGAGGAAUAUUCCCCCAGCCAUCAUGAAAUUGUUCUUCAGCCACAUCUUUUCAGUGAUGAGGCCUUUCUAUCUCCAAAUGGAGUCACGCGUUUUGCCUGUGGCCCACUCGGCACGUGUGGGCCCAUCCAAGCCCAAAUCAUGUCUUCUUCGUCUUCUUCUUCCUCUUUAGAAUGCAAGUUCAUGAGGAUGGUGUUAGAGAAUGAUGAUCAGUCUGUAUUUGUUGAUCCUGUUCAAGAAGAAGAGGGACUUACUAGUAAUUUUAAGGAGGAUAUAACAACAUAUGAUCAUCUGUCCAAGGAAAGAAAAAUAUCACGUGACGAAAAUUUUGAUUCCCGGGGCAAUUUAGGAACAAAAAGCUCGUCUUGUGACGAUUCGUUUGUCGAGGCUAUCCUGGCGCACGAUCGGGAAAUGCGGCUUCAGUUUACCGACAUUUUGGAUGGGAAUUACGAUUAUUGA
Messenger RNA from Striga hermonthica, 942 nucleotides. NCBI's taxonomy places the organism in Eukaryota, Viridiplantae, Streptophyta, Magnoliopsida, Lamiales, Orobanchaceae. The record is from the annotation of a GenBank genome assembly.